AUGAUUUCAAUCACUGUUGAGCUAAAUCAAUGCAAGAAAAUAAUUGCAAUUGAUCCUAAUAUAAGCUCAACAGAAUUACUUAACAAGAUUGCAGCAGAAUUUAGAGUAUGCAAAGAUGAUAUCAAAGUAACAUAUGGUACAAAGCAAAUUCAUUGUGGUCGUCCUUUAUCAGAUUACAAUAUACAAGAUGACUGUGUGAUCAAUAUACGUCUGAGGUGCCUCGGAGGAAAACCUGUCAUUUAUUUAUAUCCAAAAGAAGAGAUUGAUGUGAAAGUAAAUAUUAAAGUCAAUGAUGGUGUUUUCUCUUUUGUUUAUCCAUCAUUCGACGAAGGAAGUACAUGGAACGUCAAAGCUUCACCAACAGGCGAAAUCAAUCACAGAGGAAAGAAAUUGAGAUAUCUCUUCUGGGAAACACUCUUUUACCCUAAUCUUCAGAUGGACAAGGGAUUUGUGAUCAAAGGAAAAGAUAGUGUUGAGUUCUUCGAAGAGAAAUUAAAGUUUAUGAAUCUCAACGAUUCUGAGAUAUGUGACUUCGUCACUUAUUGGUGUCCAAAACUCGCUGCUUACAACUACCUGAAAAUAUACUUCCAGUUAGAAAACUUUGAUGAGAUGUGUCCAUUAUGUGUCGAUCCUAAACCCGAUAAUAUAAAUAGAGUUUUCUUCGCUGCUCUACCUCUACAAACUCCUUGUGAUGUUGAACCACAAGAUCUUCCAAGAUUCAAACGUGAUGGCUUUACAGUCAUUGAAUGGGGUGGAACAAUUGUUUCGCAAUUAAAUUCGUAA
Molecule: messenger RNA, 783 nt
Organism: Trichomonas vaginalis G3
Lineage: Eukaryota; Parabasalia; Trichomonadida; Trichomonadidae
Product: ubiquitin-like family
Exons: 1
Coding region: 1-783 (260 amino acids)
Molecular function (GO): protein binding
Source: RefSeq, a predicted model, not a curated record